Amyelois transitella is the source of this 2826-nucleotide messenger RNA. RefSeq lists its product as uncharacterized. The transcript is spliced from 2 exons. Bases 1 to 2529 code for a protein of 842 amino acids. Lineage: Eukaryota; Metazoa; Arthropoda; Insecta; Lepidoptera; Pyralidae. The record is from RefSeq and is a predicted model, not a curated record.
AUGGGCUCGCGGCGGUGUCUCGCGAGUCCCAAAUCCAAAUCAUUACCUAGCACUAAUACCUUUCAAGACACCAUCUCUGUAUCCAAGGGCUACGACACGGGUAACCAGCCCCAAACUAACGCCCAUACCUCUGUAUCCAAGGGCUACGACACGGGUAACCAGCCCCAAACUAACGCCCAUACCUCUGUAUCCAAGGGCUACGACACGGGUAACCAGCCCCAAACUAACGCCCAUACCUCUGUAUCCAAGGGCUACGACACGGGUAACCAGCCCCAAACUAACGCCCAUACCUCUGUAUCCAAGGGCUACGACACGGGUAACCAGCCCCAAACUAACGCCCAUACCUCUGUAUCCAAGGGCUACGACACGGGUAACCAGCCCCAAACUAACGCCCAUAUCUCUGUAUCCAAGGGCUACGACACGGGUAACCAGCCCCAAGCUAACGCCCAUAUCUCCGUAUCCAAGGGCCACAACACGGGUAACCAGCCCCAAGCCAGCGCCCAUAACUCUGUAUCCAAGGGUCACAACACGGGUAACCAGCCCCAAGCUAGCACCCAUAUUCCAAAAUCGAACUCCUCUUCCUGCAACAAACGCAUUUAUGAAAUCAACAUAGAUACAACCAAAAGUACUUACCUUAGUAGUCUUAUAUUAAUAAGUAAUGUUACUUACAGUUCAGCUCGAGGGCAAUCUCACGGAGAUUUCAUCCAACCAAUCACCUUCAGUUCGGGCCUCUACUAUGACUACCUGGGAACUCUUAAGAUUAAAAACAAUGAACUGAAAAUUAUAAUUCCAGUGGAUAUCUCGCAUUUCCAACCUCAUAUACAGAAUAUUAAAAUAGCUUUAGAAAACACCAGACUAUUAUGCAAAGCAACACGGGCUGAACAAAUUAUUGCCGAAUGUAACAGUUGGUUACAACCACUGAUAGUGCGAUUUAAGGACAUGAAUAGAGAAUAUGAUUCUAUCUCGCAUCUAAUAGAUAAUAGAGCUAAGCGUAGUGCAUGGAUAGGAGGUAUAGGUACAGUAUUUAAAUAUAUUUUUGGCACAUUAGAUGAAAAUGACGGCAUUCAAUAUGAAGAAGCAAUAGCCACUUUACAGAAUGAUGAAAAACGCCUAACUAAACUCAUGAAAGAAAAUAUUUUGGUCACCACUUCUGUACUAGAACAAUAUAAUAAAACAAUAGCUACAAUUAAAGAAAAUGAAAUAAAAUUAUACGAAGCUAUUGACAAGCUCUCCCUUUUUAUAAAAAAUAUAUCCGACGCUACCAACGAACUACAAAUACUUACCGAUAUUAACAGAAUAUUUGAUUCACUUGAAACAUCAAUACUAACAUUGUCCUUCCAAUUAGAAGAUAUAACUAAUAGCAUUUUAUUUAGUAGCCAGGAUAUUCUACAUCCUGCUAUCAUAACACCCAUUCAAUUACAUCGAGAGCUUGCCAAUAACUAUAGACAUUUGCCUAGUGACCUUGAGCUGCCUGUAACACUAGAUAUUAAUUCUAUACACUUAAUUUUAAGUAUAUCAAAAUUAGUAUGUUAUUAUGUUAGUAAUAAGAUAGUAUUUGUUUUACAAGUACCACUUGUGAACACUAAAGAAUAUGUGUUAUUCCAUAACAUAGCAUUACCUGUACCAUAUGACCCUCGUGAACCGAAUAGUUUUAGCCUAAUUUCUCCGGCCAAUAAAUACAUAGCAAUGACCAAAGACAAGGCUUACUACUGCAUCCUCGAUGAUUUAAAACCCUGCAAGCUAGUGAAUCCCGGAUCCUAUAUAUGUGAUAUUGGAAGUAUAUAUUCAACCGACGUAAAGCCUAUAUGUGAAAGUGAAUUGUUAACAAAAAUAAAUAGUGUAAAACCAUUACAGUGUGAAACUAAAGUGAUCAUCGGAACACUAGACAUUUGGAAACCCCUUACAAACAAUAAAUGGAUAUUUGUUCAGACGGAACCCAUUAGAAUAACAAUAGACUGUCUUAACGCUCAAUUGUAUGAGACCACAAUUCUAGGAACGGGAAUACUCACAUUACCUAAGAACUGUGUUGGGUAUUGUAAAAGUACUACACUAACACCUAAAUAUAAUAUUUUUAAUAUAACUUCACCUAUAAACAAUUUCCCGGAUUUCAACCUAAUUAACGAUUCAUGUUGUAAUUAUAUAAAAUUAAAUAGACUAGCAUUUGAUACACCCCCUGUACACUUAAGUAAUGUAGACUUAGAUGAUUUCGGCCAACGUGGCAAUAACAUGGUCAAGUCCCUUCUAAGCGACCUAGAAGCUUUGGAAAAUCAGCAAAGCCCACAUAUUAUAAAAUAUGGGACACACUAUUCUAUCGUUACUAUAAUAUUAGCAAUUAUGUUCAUAGUAUUUUUAAGUUUUAUUAUUAUCAAAAAUUUCUGUAAAUCUGGCAGCAACCGCCCUGUUAAAUUCAAUCUCAAUUUAAAGAAAGUAAAAUCUCAAACGACCCCCGAAACCGUAGAACUUACCGACAGACAUGACCCUGGACCUGAGACAAUCAACCCUGUUGCCCCUCUUAGAACUAGAAUUUAAACGGAUACUUUGAAACUACCCCAAAGUCUCCUCUUAAAGGGGGAGGUGUUACAUCCCGCUAAUGUUAGUGAUAGUGCUGACAGAGCAAACCCUUCAGGCUUGCUCAUCACCCCCUCACAACGCCUCAGUCCUGAGCGUUGCUCUCAUAGCCAGUCCACAUUAGAACCUCUUGCAGAGCGGUUGCCUCCAUAACGUUAUAAAUCUAUCCAAUAAGUAAAAUAAGUUCAUGUACUUUUAUCCAGUGAAUAAAAUUAAGUUUCUUUAAAUAAUCUUUUUUUUUAAAAAGGCAUUCAACGC